CAGGGUAGUAAAAAAAAAAGUGGUUUCUAUAUUACACCUUUUUUUUAUAUAUAUAUUAUUUCUAUUUGACAUGGGAGAUAUUGCAGAACAAGAAAGACUCGAAAGACGUCGAGCUAAAAGACAACAAAAAAUCCUUGCUUCAGCUGCCAGUCGGUUAAACCUCAUUACAGGAACCCAAGCAGCGUUUAGAGAAACACCUACACCUACACCUUCUACAUCAAGCACAUUACCCAUAGAAACAAAAAAAAACUCAUUAGCCGAACAUUACCCUACUGCUUCUGAUCCCCGUCGACAAAAAUACGAACUCUCAAGCGUCACACCUACACCUUCUCUUUCAUCAGGUAAACAUCGUCCCGCUGUCCAAAAGGUCAUUGAACAGGAACAAGCGGAAGCUUUAAACGAGCAUGGAUUUUUGGGCGGUAAAAUUCCACAAUUGUUGUUAGCCAGUAUGUUACGUAAAACAAACCCUACGGCCGUUCAAUGUGGUCACCCUGCAAACAAGUAUUGGAAUUUACUUCAUUUUAUAAGUAUGAUAUGGUUGGGCAUUUUGGCUGUCUAUGAAGAGAUCUCGUAUCACGGUUGGAAGGGAGUGGCUCAAUUGAUCAAGGAUCCUACAUUAAAGGAACAUGGUGCGAUACAUUUUCCUGUAUUCUGGUACUUUGUCACACUAGAGAUUUUUUUACAUUUCGGUCGAUCACUUUAUCAACCAGAACAUAACAGCAUUCGAGAAGAGUCAACGUUUUCAAGCCUGGCAACACAAUUACCUGAAGGAAUUCAACCACCGGUAUUAUUCUUACAGAAAUAUGGCGUCCUUACCAACGAACUGUUUCGAGAUUUAUGCAUUGUGAUAUUUGUGAUAGGCU
Messenger RNA from Mucor mucedo, 863 nucleotides. RefSeq lists its product as uncharacterized. The annotation marks the transcript as partial. The transcript is spliced from 4 exons. NCBI's taxonomy places the organism in Eukaryota, Fungi, Mucoromycota, Mucoromycetes, Mucorales, Mucoraceae. The record is from RefSeq and is a predicted model, not a curated record.